GAUCUUUUUCACUUCUUUUCUACACCUUUUUGCACACCCAGAUUUCAGAUCCAAAAUUUAGGUGUGGGAAGAAGGAGAUUGAAGAAGAUACACUAACCAGAACCCAUUGCUUCCAAUCCUUCAUCUCUUCAAAAACCCACCUUGUGUUUAGUACAAAAGGUGGAGUCUUUAUAGUUUAACUACCGCCAUUGUUCGCGUACUUCCAAAUAUUUUCAGUUUUCGUAACUUCCCUUACCAAAACCAAAAAAGGGUUUACUUUUUAGGCUUGGCAGAAUCCAAGGGCCUGGAGGUUCUUCUGCAGGUGUUAUAAAGAGGAUAUAUAGGUUGAACCUUGAAGAUAUUCAGGAUGUUCAAGCUAUCUCCUCGCAGGAACCCGAGAUCUAAAGGUUUCAAGGUGAAGCAUGUACUACAAAUAUGUCUUUUGGCGGGUGUCUGCAUCUGGCUAGUUUACCAAGUCAAGCAGUCUCAAGUCAAGAAAUCACAGUUGGCUGCAAGCAUAAAAGAUGGCAAUGGAAUUGUAAAUUUAGGAAGAAAGGCCCUCAACCCUCUUCGGGAGGAAACUGUUGUUGAAGAUGCAAGGCACAAGGAGGAGGAGGAAGAAGAAGAAAACAGGAAUGUGGAAGAGCCAAACAAGCCUGUAGAGAUCGAUAAUGUUGGAGGAGGCAGUGGAGAAGACCAGAUAAAUGAAAAUGAUCAGCCUAAAGUUGAAGAAACGAGGGAUGAUCAUGUUGAUUCAGUAGAAGGAGAUAAAGAAACGGAAGUGACAAGAGAGACUAUUAAUGAGGAGGGCACUGUGAAUGAAGAUGAACAGAUCAAGGAUGAUGUGGAUGGAAACACAAAGAAUGAAGAUGUCAAAGAGAAUGAGACUGAGGAGAGCAAUGAAAGGGUAACUGAAGAGGUCAAAGAGAAAGAAAGUGAAGAGGUGAAGGAGACUGAAGUGACCAAAGAAAAAGAAGGUGAAGAGGUGAAGGAGAAUGAAGAGACCAAGGAGGAAGGAACAUCGGAGGAGAGUCAAGGGGAGGUCAAUAAGGAGGAGGGGGAAGAGCACAAUGAGACAGAUAAAGAAAAGGAGGCAGAAGAGAAGGAAGGUGAUAAGAUUGAACAGGUGAUUUUAGCUGAUGACCGGCUUCAAGAUGGAGGUGAAAAACAUAAUGAGGAGGCAAGAGAAGAGCAUUACAAGGCUGAUGAUGCUUCCAGUGCUGUGGCUCAUGAAACUCAAAAUGUAUCAGCCAAUAAUGAACAAGGUGGUUCAGAAAACACUAAUGAAUCAGAGCAGUCAGUUGACAAAGAAAAGCAGGAGUUUGAGCGGGAGAACAAUGCAAAUAGCACUGUAGUGGAUACAGACCAAAACAAGUCGGUCUCAAAUGGGGAAGCAGUGGAAAGCGGUGAAAAGAAUGAUACUAAUAAUGCUACCGUAACCAAAGUGGUUUCUGAGGGUAAUCCUUCUGAAACAGAGAAUGGUUCUAAAUCCAGUUCAACACUGGCCACAGAAUCAUUAGAGCAGCAGCAAGUGGACACCAAAAAAGAUGAGUCUGCUCAGCAAACUGUUGUCACAGAGUACACUGAGAGAUCUGAUGUAGCUGCUAACAGUGGGCAACAAGACUCCACAACUGAGAAGGGAGAUACAACUAAUGGAGAAUCCAAAAAAGAUGACUCCGCUCAGCAAAAUGUUGUCACAGAGCAAACCGAGAGAUCUGAUGUAGCUGCUAACAGUGAGCAACAAGACUCUGGCACAACAGCUUCCACCACAACUCAGAAGGGAGAUACAACUAAUGGAGAAUCCACAGAUACUUCUACUAAUUCUGAAUCAGUUGUGACAGAUAAUCAGAUUGUCAACUCCAAUACAUCUACAGAAAAAGAGAGUGGUUCUGCAUCUUCAGACAUGAACAUUGUUCAAAAGACAAAUAGUGACACUGUGGAAGAAGGAACACAAGAAAGUAUACUUACGCAGAAAACAAAUGACAAUGUAGAUAAUGGUGCAGGGCAACAAGUUGAUUCUUCUAAUUCUACAGAACAGCAAGAGAAAGAUGCAUCCUCAAGCACAGAUAACAAAUCUGAUGCAGGCCAGAAUGAAAAUGACAGUGCUGUUCAGAACAACACAAACGACAAUGCAAAUAGCAAUGGCAAUACGGAUGCAAACCAUGGAGAAUCAGGUGACUCUUCCAAUUCUUCUGUAUCACAAGAGAAAGAGGCAUCUCAAAACACAGAUAGUAAUGCUGAUUCAGAACAGAAAGAGAAUGAGAAUGUUGUUCAAAGCAAUACUGAUGACAAUGCAGAUGCGGGCCAAAAGGAAUCAGUUAAUACUUCAGUAUUCUCAGACACCAAUGCUGAGACGGGGGAUAGUCAAAAGGAGAAUGUCGCUCAGAGCAAUGCAAAUGAGAAUGUGGUCCAGAGCAACACAAAUGAGAAUGUCGUUCAGAGCAACACAAAUGAGAAUGUCGUUCAGAGCAACGCAAAUGAGAAUGUGGUCCAGAGCAACACAAAUGAGAAUGUCGUUCAGAGCAAUGAAGCUUCAACAAGCACAAAUGACAACACUGAGGCACAGAAUGUCAAUGUUGAUUCUUCAAAUUCUUCGAUCCCUGAAGAAGAGAAAAAGGCUCGUAUAGACCUGGACACUUUGCCAGAAAGCAAAGUUGAUGCUGCAGUGUGACACACUUGGUCACUGUUUAUUGAACACGCCUGUAUGUCAAUUUGUUUUUCGUCUUUUUCUUCCAAGGUAAUUAGGGAUAAUUGUAAUGUUCUUUGUUCAUUAUAUUUCAUUGUGAUUAUAGUGCUAAAGAUUAAAUAUCAAUCAACUUUCAAGGUGCUGUUUGAGUUGUAAAUUCUACGUUUUGAGAAUGCACAAUUUGGAUGCUGUUUUUCUUUUUCUAUC
Messenger RNA from Rosa chinensis, 2872 nucleotides. Its product is annotated as dentin sialophosphoprotein. The record is from RefSeq and is a predicted model, not a curated record. Bases 347 to 2650 code for a protein of 767 amino acids. NCBI's taxonomy places the organism in Eukaryota, Viridiplantae, Streptophyta, Magnoliopsida, Rosales, Rosaceae. The transcript has 2 exons.